Zootermopsis nevadensis is the source of this 1159-nucleotide messenger RNA. The record is from RefSeq and is a predicted model, not a curated record. Lineage: Eukaryota; Metazoa; Arthropoda; Insecta; Blattodea; Termopsidae.
AACUAAUAUGGUGGGGUAAGGAAGAGAGGCAGGCCAUGUAAAAAGUGGAAAGAUGAAAUAGAUUUGAAAAUUAUGGGAAUUAAAAACUGGCACACUGUAGCUAAGGAUCGUCAGGCCUGGGGAUGAAUUGUGAAGGAAGCCAAAGUUCAUAGUGGACUGUAGAGCUUGAGAAGAAGAAAUCAAAUUCUCUUAUCACUGUAACAUAUCAUCAAUCGGUUAGAGAGGGAUUAGAUUAGAUUAAUAUUAUGUCACCACGAUAAUUCAAUAAUCCAGAGGGGGGUGGGGUGGGGCUGGAUUAGGGUGACUGAUUUUCCUCAAAAUUUAUGGCAGAUCUGUUGUAGGUAGCAGCAAUGGCGGCAGCAGCAUCAGCGGGGGAGCAAAAAGUGGCUGCAACACAAGCACCACCAGCGUGGGAGAACACGUGGCUGCAAAACAAGCACCACCAGCGAGGGAAAACAAGUGGCUACAAAACAAGCACCACCAGCGUGGGAAAACAAGUGGCUGCACCAGAAGCACCACCAGCGAGGGAGAACAAGUGGCUACAAAACAAGCACCACCAGCGUGGGAAAACAAGUGGCUGCACCAGAAGCACCACCAGCGGGGGAGAACACGUGGCUGCAAAACAAGCACCACCAGCGUGGGAAAACAAGUGGCUGCACCAGAAGCACCACCAGCGAGGGAGAACAAGUGGCUGCACCAGAAGCAACACCUGCGAGGGUGAACAAGUGGCUACAAAACAAGCAGCACCAGCAGGGGUGAACAAGUGGCUGCAACACAAGCACCACCAACGUGGGAGAACACGUGGAUGCAAUAGCAUCACCACCAGCGAGGGAGAACAAGUGGCUGCAACAGGAGCACCACCAGCGGGGGAGCACUACUGCCUGCAGCAUACGUUCAACCUGCGGAGGUGCACAAGUGGCAGCAGAAGCAGAAGAAGAUGUAGUACAAGAAGGAAAAGAGGAGGAAGAAGAUUUUAAGAAGGAAAAGGGAGUGGAUGAAAAAGAGGAAGAAGAAGGAAAAGUAGACGAGGGAGAAAUUAAGAAGUACUCGACUCUUACAGAUGUGUUUCAACCGUACAUCUCAAGUGUUCCGCGGUCAUCUUAUGCAGUACUUUCUGUGAGAUUUGUGCGAGAGUGGCGGGAUGAAGAUCACUGGAAGC